AUGCUGCAAGCUUCAACAGAUGUUGCAGCUCAAGAUGCUGAGAAUGCCCAAGUGUCAAGCUCGACACCAACUACUGAAACUGUAGCCUCGGCCCCAGCAGACACUACUCCUGUCCAUGCUCCUCCUCCUCCUCCUCUAGAACUGGAAUUGAUCUCUAUGCCUGCGCCUACUCCGACACCUCAGCCUAACACUCCUACUAUAGGCUCCCUCUAUGCCAACAUCGAUGAGCUAUUUGGAGAUGUUGGUGGUAGCCUCGGCGACAAA
Molecule: messenger RNA, 264 nt
Organism: Ilex paraguariensis (yerba mate)
Lineage: Eukaryota; Viridiplantae; Streptophyta; Magnoliopsida; Aquifoliales; Aquifoliaceae
Source: the annotation of a GenBank genome assembly